Mus pahari (shrew mouse) is the source of this 1419-nucleotide messenger RNA. It is a transcript of the gene Lrrc23, whose product is annotated as leucine rich repeat containing 23. The coding region runs from base 97 to 1119 and encodes 340 amino acids. NCBI's taxonomy places the organism in Eukaryota, Metazoa, Chordata, Mammalia, Rodentia, Muridae. Gene Ontology annotation, molecular function: protein binding. The transcript is spliced from 8 exons. The record is from RefSeq and is a predicted model, not a curated record.
GCGUCUUCCAAAAAAACAGUCUUGGAGUCUCAGCACAAAGAUCCUCUCCAUAACUACUUCUAGAGGAGCAGAGUCAGGAGCGCAGGGCGGAGAAAGAUGUCGGAUGAAGAUGACGUGGAUGACAUUGAUCCAGAACAGGAUGACGUGGAAAGUGACAAGGAGAUGGAGGAAUGGGAAGACUACAGGAAAGAGGCAGAAGAAGCCUCCGAGGAAUGGCUGCCUACUCCCCUCACGGAGGCCAUGAUGAAGGAAGGGCUCUCAUUACUCUGCAAGACUGGCAGUGGACUGGCUCACGCCUAUAUUAAGCUGGAGGCUAAGGACAGGGACCUCACAGACAUCUCCUUACUGCGCUCCUAUAUCCAUCUUCGCUAUGUGGAUAUUUCUGAGAACCAUAUUACAGACAUAUCGCCGCUCAACAAUCUCACUCACCUCCUGUGGCUCAAGGCCGACGGUAAUCAGCUUCGGAGUGCCCGGAUGAAUGAACUGCCCUACCUGCAGAUCGCCAGCUUUUCCUACAACCAGAUCAUGGACACUGAAGGCAUCUUUCAUCCCCGUCUGGGAAGCCUUGAUCUCAAAGGGAACCGCAUCCACCACGUGACUGGUCUGGACCCCGAAAGACUGUGUAGCCUGCACACCCUGGAGCUUCGGGGGAACCAGCUAGAAACCACAACGGGGAUCUUCCUUCCCAAGCUGAAGAAUCUCUACCUGGCUCAAAACCUGCUGAAGAAGGUGGAGGGCCUGGAGAACCUGAGCACCUUGACCACCCUGCAUCUUCGAGACAACCAGAUUGAAACUUUGGAUGGCUUCUCCCAGGAAAUGAAGUCGCUGCAGUACCUCAACUUGAGGAGCAAUAUGAUUAGUGACCUGGCAGAGCUGGCCAAACUGCGGGACCUGCCCAAGCUUCGAGCCCUGGUACUGCUAGACAACCCAUGUGCAGAUGAGACCGACUACCGCCAGGAGGCCCUGGUGCAGAUGGCGCACCUUGAGCGCCUGGACAAAGAGUUCUAUGAGGAUGAUGACCGGGCAGAGGCUGAGGAGAUCCGUCAGAGGCUGAAGGAGGAACAGGAUCAAGAUCUCGAUCUGGACCAGGACAUGGAACCAUACCUGCCACCAGUUUAGUGGCUCUUCCACCUGCAGGGACAGUAAAGGAAGCCGUGGACACUGGCCCCAAGAACUGAUAAGACUCCUGUGGGGGACCACCACAUUCAUAGCCCCGUCACAGGAAGUGGGAGAUGCUCGUUUUUUGUCCCAGACUGGAAAUCCAUCACAUCCCAAGGCCCAGGCUCCUUGGCAGUCAUCUCUGUGUGGCUGGCACAGGUCUGGGGUAACUAGGAUCCUAGUAGGUGUCUGGAGAGAGACUCUGACGAAGUGGGCUGUGAUGGACCAGUUGCGGUUUCAAAUAAAAAGGUGUUUCUAUAU